AGUAAGACCUCACAAAGAUAAGAGUUCUAGAGACGCGGAAAACAUAGAGAGAAGAAACACACAUACCUCAAAAGCGAAAUACACAAAAGAAAAAGUACAUCUUUAGUUUUCUCUUACAAAUUAAAGACAAUAUGGUGUCUCAAAAGCUGGAGAUUUGCAUCGAAUUAGUGAAGACUGCCGUCUUAUUUGUAUCCACCGUGGCUGAAUCAGUAGAAGAAGCUUUCCGUAAGCCUCCGCCGGCGCUUCCGGCAGCUCAUGAUGGUCGCCGGAACAGUUACGCCGACGUUCCCAUUCCUCUUGUUGGAUUCAUGUGAUGAGCUUUUUGUGUUUGUUAAACUUUUUUUCUUGAGUUUUGGCCUCAUUUUGGAAUGUUGUUGAUUUGUGUAUAAAAGUACAACCAAAUGAAUCAUGAAGAGUUACAGAUGAAUCAAAUCGUCGAUGUUUAUAAAACUUUUUGAGUAUUAAUCGCC
Molecule: messenger RNA, 470 nt
Organism: Brassica napus (rape)
Lineage: Eukaryota; Viridiplantae; Streptophyta; Magnoliopsida; Brassicales; Brassicaceae
Exons: 1
Coding region: 132-314 (60 amino acids)
Source: RefSeq, a predicted model, not a curated record